UAUAGAUACACAAUUCUUUUUUUAUCGUGGUAAGUGGUAUGGCAACAUGUUUUCAUUAUUGUCCGUGCCACUUAGAAAUGGGUCGUACACUUCAGUAUUGCCAGCUUAAUUAUGCUAAGACUUCUAGGAAUGGAACUCGGUUCGGGUUCGGGUUUGGAUUAUCGUAUGGAUAUCGGCGUGUCAAGUUUGUUGUGAGUGCUGAGCUGUCCAAUGCUUUUUCCGUUAACAUUGGGUUGGAUUCUCAGGCCAGUGAUACUUCACAGUUUCCCCGGAUUGGCCCAUUACCUGGGGACAUUGCAGAGAUAGAGGCUUACUGUAGAAUAUUUCGGGCUGCUGAACAACUUCAUAACUCAUUAAUGGACACUCUAUGCAAUCCACUGACUGGAGAAUGUAAUGUCUCAUAUGAUGUACCCUCAGAUGAUAAAUCAAUACUGGAAGAUAAACUAGUUUCUGUUCUAGGAUGCAUGGUGUGUCUUCUAAACAAAGGAAGGGAGGAAGUAAUUUCUGGGAGAUCCUCGAUUAUGAACUCUUUUCAAGAUGUUGAUGUGCAUAUGAAGGAUGAUAUGCUUCCUCCACUUGCUAUUUUCAGAGGUGAAAUGAAGAGGUACUGCGAGAGCUUGCAUGUUGCUCUUGAAAACUAUUUGACACCUGAUGAUGAUCCUCGCAGCAUUGUUGUCUGGCAAAAACUUCAAAGACUGAAGAAUGUAUGUUACGAUGCCGGAUUUCCUCGUGGUGAGAAGAACCCCAGCCAUACACUGUUUGCUAACUUUAAUCCUGUUUAUUUGUCAACAACGGAAGAAGAAGAGACACAGUCUGAGGUUGCUUUCUGGAUAGGUGGCCAAGUAACUGAUGAAGGUCUCAGAUGGCUGUUGGAGAGAGGGUUCAAAACCAUUGUAGACCUCAGAGCUGAGACUGUAAAAGACAUCUUUUAUGAGAAAGUGCUAGAUGAAGCCAUAUCAUCAGGGAAUAUUGAAUUAAUUAAACUACCUGUUGAAGUUGGUAUAUCACCUUCAGUGGAGCAGGUUGAAAAGUUUGCAGCAUUGGUCUCUGAUUUAAAGAAAAAGCCCUUAUAUCUCCACAGUAAAGAAGGAAUUAAGAGGACAUCAGCUAUGGUCUCUAGAUGGAGGCAGUAUAUUACUCGCUACACACCACAUGUUGUAGAAACAUUUAUGUCACCAAUGGCAGAAGAUGAUAAAAGCUUUAAUGGUGAAAUCUGCCCUGCCUCUAAUAAUCAAGAUGGGGAGGUGCCUACAAGAUCAGAUGACAUAAUUUCUGCUGUGGAAGAUAACAAGCACAUCUCUGAAGCUACGGAGCUAGGCAAGAAUGAAGGUGAUGAAAUUGUUUCGUCCCAUCCGGAAAGCACAAUGCUGGCAUCCUACAUCAAUGUGAAUCCACUAAAAUCUCAGAUGCCUCCCUUUAAUGUCUUCUCCAGAAAAGAUAUGUCCACGUAUUUCAGAAGUAGGAAGGUUUCACCAGCAAUAUAUUUUACUCAUGAAAGGAAAAGAUUGGAAGUGCUUUCUGCUUCAAUAUAUAACUACAGAAGAGCACCUAAGGGAAAUGAAACCACAAGCAUAUACAGUGAGACCAGAAUGAUGGAGUCAGAAGAUUUAAAUGGUUCGUCUUUCAAUAAACACUUAAUUACUAACCCUUCAAGCUCCGCUUCAAAUACAGAGAUAAAUUCUGGUCAUAAUGGCUCUGCGACUCCUGUUUUGAAUGGAAGCGGCAAUGGGAAAGUGAAAACCUCAAUAAAAAAUGCUGGUAUUGUUGAUGCCAGAAAUGAGUUAGAACGUAAUGCUGAGUCUAGAGUCACUACUGCUGAGAGAAGAAAUAUUGAAGUCCCCAAACCUUCACUGGAAGAUAACUUGGAGCAGAUUGAAGGAAAUAUGUGUGCUUCUGCCACUGGUGUUGUAAGAGUGCAGUCAAGGAGGAAAGCAGAGAUGUUCUUGGUUCGCACAGAUGGGCAUUCGUGCACCAGAGAGAAGGUAACAGAAUCUUCCUUGGCCUUCACUCAUCCUAGCACCCAGCAGCAGAUGCUUUUGUGGAAAUCGACACCAAAGACUGUAUUGCUGUUGAAGAAGCUGGGAAACGAACUCAUGGAAGAAGCUAAAGAGGUUGCUUCUUUUUUGUAUUCCCAAGAGAAGAUGACUAUUCUUGUUGAGCCUGAGGUGCAUGAUAUUUUUGCACGAAUCCCAGGCUUUGGGUUUGUUCAGACCUUCUAUAGUCAAGAUACCAGCGAUCUUCAUGAGAGGGUUGACUUUGUUGCCUGUUUGGGAGGAGAUGGCGUGAUACUCCAUGCAUCAAAUAUAUUUCGAGGUGCUGUCCCACCCGUCAUCUCAUUUAACCUAGGAUCCCUUGGAUUUCUCACUUCACAUCCAUUUGAAGAUUUCAAGAAGGAUCUUAGACAAGUCAUCCAUGGAAACAACACUCUAGAUGGCGUAUAUAUAACUCUAAGGAUGCGUCUCCGAUGUGAGAUAUUCCGAAGCGGGAAAGCAAUGCCUGGAAAGGUGUUUGAUGUCCUAAAUGAAGUUGUAGUUGACCGUGGUUCUAAUCCAUACCUGUCCAAAAUUGAGUGUUAUGAACAUGACCGCCUCAUAACCAAGGUGCAAGGUGAUGGGGUCAUCGUGGCCACUCCAACUGGAAGUACAGCUUACUCAACAGCUGCUGGGGGUUCCAUGGUGCAUCCCAAUGUUCCAUGCAUGCUCUUUACACCAAUCUGCCCACAUUCUCUCUCGUUUAGACCGGUCAUACUUCCUGAUUCUGCAAAAUUAGAACUAAAGAUACCAGAGGAUGCACGUAGCAAUGCUUGGGUCUCUUUUGAUGGGAAGAGAAGGCAACAACUCUCUAGAGGAGAUUCUGUUCGCAUAUAUAUGAGCGAGCAUCCACUACCUACAGUUAACAAGUCUGAUCAGACAGGUGAUUGGUUUCAUAGCUUGGUUCGUUGUCUAAAUUGGAACGAAAGACUAGACCAGAAAGCACUCUGAAGU
Lycium ferocissimum is the source of this 2984-nucleotide messenger RNA. Its product is annotated as NAD kinase 2, chloroplastic-like. Lineage: Eukaryota; Viridiplantae; Streptophyta; Magnoliopsida; Solanales; Solanaceae. Bases 39 to 2981 code for a protein of 980 amino acids. The record is from RefSeq and is a predicted model, not a curated record. Gene Ontology annotation, biological process: NAD+ metabolic process; NADP+ biosynthetic process. The transcript is spliced from 8 exons. Gene Ontology annotation, molecular function: NAD+ kinase activity.